Lethenteron reissneri (Far Eastern brook lamprey) is the source of this 1238-nucleotide messenger RNA. Its product is annotated as THO complex subunit 4-like. Gene Ontology annotation, cellular component: nucleus. Gene Ontology annotation, molecular function: mRNA binding. The record is from RefSeq and is a predicted model, not a curated record. Gene Ontology annotation, biological process: mRNA export from nucleus. Lineage: Eukaryota; Metazoa; Chordata; Hyperoartia; Petromyzontiformes; Petromyzontidae.
ACGUCACAUCCGCCAGUGACGUCAUCCACUCCCUCCCGCCUUCUCUCCUCGCGCCGCCAUUUCGCAUCGUGCUGCUCUCCGCGCCUCCCGUCUACAAACAACAGCCUCUUCGUCUCCUCGUCACAAACGCAGCGCCACCAUGGCUGACAAACUCGACAUGUCCCUGGACGACAUCAUCAAGCAGAACCGACAGAAGGGGAUCGGCGGCCGCGGCGGACGAGGCGGCCGCGGCGGGCGAGGAGCAGGCGUCGGCCUGCGCGGGCUCCGAGGAGGCGGCCCGCGUGGAGGCCGCGGCGGCCGAGGAGGAGGAGGCGGCGUGGGGCUCGGGGUCGCCUCGCUCGGCCUUCGAAGCCCCGUGCAAACGGCCGUGUUCAAGCGAGGCCGCGCCGCGCAGGGCCCAGCAGCGUUCACGCGGCAACAGCCGCAGCGGGUGGCGGAGCGCUGGCAGCACGACAUGUUUGACGGCUCGGUGGUGCAGGAGCGCGGAGGCAAACUGCUCGUCUCCAACCUCGACUUCGGAGUAUCGGACGCCGACAUCCAGGAGCUGUUUGCGGAGUUUGGGCCGCUGCGCAAGGCGGCGGUGCACUACGACCGCUCGGGCCGCUCUCUGGGUACGGCCGACGUCCACUUUGAGCGCCGCGCCGACGCCAUCAAGGCCAUGAAGCAGUACAACGGCGUGCCUCUCGACGGCCGACAGAUGAACAUCCAACUCGUGACGUCGCAGAUCGAUGCCCCUCGGCCACGGCAGGCCCUUGGGCUGCAGGGCGGCGGCACGUUUAACGCGGGCCGCGGGUUUGCCCGUGGCCGGGGCGUCAUGGUAGGCGGCGGCAUGAGGGGUCGCGGGGCCCGAGGUGGUGCACAGGGCCGCGGACGGGGCCGAGGGCGGGGUGCCCGCGAUAGCCGGCCCAACUUGUCGGCUGAAGAGCUGGACGCUCAACUCGAUGCCUACAAUGCCAAGAUGGACACAAGUUAAACGAGCGAGAAACACGACGCGUCCUGAAGCCAGCCAUCUCUGAGAAGAUGAGAGAGAUUUGGAAUACCGUAACGUCCAUGUUGUGUACAUAAACAAGACAGGGAAUAAGGCGUAGGGUUUGUUAGCUAUCUUUUGUUUUAGGUUCAAUGUUUUAUACUAGUCAUGGUUUUUGUACAAGCAAAUUUGUGUUAGCUUGUUAUGCGUGAAUGUCUUGUACAACUCCAGUUAAAUUGCCUCUGUAACAAUAAACGAUGAGUCUCACAAA